CUUACCCUCUUUCUACCCAAACUUCCUGGGCCUCUUGCAUACGUCAAUUGUAUAUAUUCUAGCAGGAACUCACUACGAUGUCCUCUGAUGAGACGACAAAACCCGGUGUACCCGAUGUUCGGGCUAUCGCGGAUGAGAUUGCGGACGCCGCACCAAGUGCUGGACCAGGCGGAUUGACACCUGUCGAUGCACUCUCGGGGUUGAAGCAAAUUGACAAGACCAUCUUGCGAUUGAACAAGCUACUAGCUUCCCCCGGCGGUCUCUCCGCAUUCCUCUCCACAUUCAACUACUCGCUAUACAUCCUCGCAUACGUACAGACCAAGUCCCACGCGAUAUCCAGCUUUGCGCAGAAGCUUCUCGCCCUCAUCCGGCCUUCUUACGCCGGCACCAAGCCCCCCGCUACAACCCUUAUCAGCAAUGCCGGCGUCCCACCCAUUGCCGCGCUCGCUGUCCUCAUCUCGAAAGCGCGCACAACCCUGAGACUAUUCGGCCUCUUCCCGCUCUAUACAUGGCUGCGAACACUCGUCUCAGGCCCAAAGCCAGGUACGGAUGUAGUCUUGCACCGAAUUGCAAUUCUGCAAGCAAGCAGCUACUUCACCUACCAGGCCCUAGAAAAUGUGUCCCUCCUCGCUGAUUCAGGCGUCGUCUCCUCCACGUUCAUCUCCGCUAUAAACCGCGGCGACUCCAAAACCGCGCGCGUAUACCUCUGGGCGUACCGUGCCUGGCUUGGCGGCAUAUCCUGCGACUUCCUACGUCUCGCGCGAGAGUGGCAGCUCGAAAGUCGCAGACGGGCGACUAGGAGGCUGAUGGUGAGCGAGGGCAAAGCGAUCGCAGCGUACCAGGACGACGAGGAUGCGAAAUUUGAUACGAGGUGGUGGACGGACCUGAUGAUUGCGAGUGCGUGGUUUCCUAUGGCGCUGCACUUUAGUAGCAAUACAGGCGGGAUCCCAGGCUGGAAUCUAGGCUGGAUGGGUGCUUGUGGUUUGGUCGCAGGAACUACGAGGGCGAAAGCGCUGUGGGCUGCGACAGCCAUCGUGGAGGCAAGCAUCGAAGACCACCGAAAAGCCCUCGGAUCUGGCCAAAUCACUAGCGUCACCCUCGCGAUCAGCUACCUAAACCGCAUCGCAGCCUACGAUACUGUCUCUGGCCUCAAUGCACUUACAGUCUUGAACUGCCAGGUGCUCAAGGAAGCGGCAUCAUCUGAUGCACGUCGAGCCCAGGGUCUGCCGCCACGGCCUCUCGAAGGUAUCCCCUACACAAUCAAAGAUAGCUACAAAUAUGCUGGCUUGAGCGUUACGAAUGGCUCCCCUGCGCUCGAAGGAUUGAUGUCGAGUGAGGAUUCAGCGAUUGCAAAGAAGUUGCGAGAUGCGGGGGCGAUACUGAUUGGGAAGACUAACAUGCCACCCAUGGCGGCGGGAGGGAUGCAGAGGGGACUGUAUGGCCGUGCCGAGUCUCCCUACAACUCAAAGUACCUUACGGGAGCCUUCUCGUCUGGCUCUUCAAAUGGUGCGGCGACAUCGAUAGCAUCGAGUAUGGCGAUCUUUGGCAUGGGCAGCGAGACGGUGAGUAGUGGCCGCAGUCCAGCGUCAAACAAUGCAUUGGUCUGCUAUACGCCUUCAAGAGGGAUAUUGAGCUGCCGAGGUCUUUGGCCACUGUACGUUACGUGUGACGUGCCCGUUCCAUAUGCGCGGUCUAUGAGCGAUAUGCUCGAGAUCCUGGCUGUAAUUGCGGCGCCGGAUGAAGAGACCAAAGGAGACUUCUGGCGUGAGCAGCCUCAUGUUCCGAUCCCCAAGCCGCAACAGACCGACUACACAUCGUUGCGGAAGCUAUCGGCACUAGAAGGCAAGAGGAUCGGAGUACCGAAUAUGUACAUCAAUCUGAAAGACUCAGAUCAGCAUGCAAAACAUCCCUAUGUUUCGUUCGAAGUCGUCCAGUUAUGGGAGCAAGCAGCAAAGAACUUGAAAUUCCUUGGAGCAGAGAUCAUAUACACGGAUUUUCCACUCGUAACGAGGUACGAGAAUGAGUCCGUGUCUGGAGAAGCAAACAACGUCGUGGAUGCACCGUCGGAUUGGCAUCAAGUAGAGCGCGGAAUUCUCAUUGCGAAGGCGUGGAAUGACUUCCUCGAGCAGAACGGCGACGCCGAUAUCAAAGCAUUGGCAGACAUAGAAGACCCGAGGAUGCUUUUUCCCAAGCCCAAAGAUUACAAGCCAGACACCUUUCUCGAAGUACGAAAUUGGAUCGACUAUGCUGGCCUGCCUGCUCUUCUCUCCCAAGUGAAGAAUAUUUCCAUAUACGACCUGCCCGGCCUAUCGCAAGCCCUCAAAGCUCUUGAACGCCAACGUAAACGUGACCUCGAAGACUGGAUGGACACACUCAAGCUAGACGUCAUUGCAUUCCCUGCACAAGGUGACGUUGGAGUAGCAGAUCUAGAAUUCAACCUCAAGAGCACACAGCAUAGCCUACAAAAUGGCGUGAAGUACUCCAACGGAAACCGAGCGAUUCGACACUUAGGUGUACCGACUGUGAGCGUGCCGAUGGGUAUCAUGACCGAAAAGGGCAUGCCAGUCAAUUUGACUUUCGCUGGAAAAGCAUAUGAAGAUGUAAAGUUGCUUGAAUACGCAUAUGCAUUUGAGCAAGCUACCAAGAGACGGAUCAGCCCGCCUUUGACUCCUCCUCUGGACACAGAUACAGUGAUCACAAGAAAAUUGACACCACACAAAGAUAGUCGACGCCUAGAUCUCUGCGCAGGUGUCUCUACCACGAGGCAAAGUGAUGGUACUCUGCUCCUACAUUUCUCGGGCACUAUCUCCGUCGACUUUCAGGAGACUACGUUGCAGAUUUAUCUUGACGGACAGGAAGCGUAUCUCGAGAAGAGUAGCACGGAGUCCUGGGCUGUAUCUUUGAAGCAUACGCCUCAGCGGCCUGUUUGUCUGGGAUGGGAUCUCAAGCCACUGAGUCCUAGGAAGGUCAUGGCAAUUAUUGUUGCGCGGGGAGAUGGU
Molecule: messenger RNA, 2999 nt
Organism: Cucurbitaria berberidis CBS 394.84
Lineage: Eukaryota; Fungi; Ascomycota; Dothideomycetes; Pleosporales; Cucurbitariaceae
Product: amidase signature enzyme
Exons: 3
Biological process (GO): peroxisome fission
Cellular component (GO): peroxisomal membrane
Source: RefSeq, a predicted model, not a curated record